Molecule: messenger RNA, 2100 nt
Organism: Pneumocystis carinii B80
Lineage: Eukaryota; Fungi; Ascomycota; Pneumocystomycetes; Pneumocystales; Pneumocystaceae
Product: lanosterol synthase
Exons: 9
Coding region: 1-2100 (699 amino acids)
Biological process (GO): triterpenoid biosynthetic process; ergosterol biosynthetic process
Cellular component (GO): lipid droplet
Molecular function (GO): lanosterol synthase activity
Source: RefSeq, a predicted model, not a curated record
AUGAUUUAUGGGUAUACCGAAAAAGAACUAGAAAAAACGGACCCGGAUGGGUGGAGAUUGAUCGUAGAAGAUACAGGACGACAACGCUGGAAGUACCUAAAAACAGAGGAAGAGAGGCGAGAAAGGCCUCAAACAUAUAUGGAAAAGUAUUUUCUGGGGAAAAAUAUGGAUCUACCGGAACAACCAGCAGCAAAAACGCCGAUAGAAUCGGCGAGAAAAGGGUUUUCGUUUUAUAAACAUCUACAAACGAGUGAUGGUAAUUGGGCAUGUGAAUAUGGGGGGGUAAUGUUUCUUCUUCCGGGACUUAUAAUUGCAAUGUAUAUUUCAAAAAUCGAAUUUCCAGAUGAAAUGAGAAUUGAAGUAAUUCGUUAUUUAGUGAACCAUGCUAAUCCUGAAGAUGGUGGUUGGGGGAUACACAUAGAGGGAAAAUCUACAGUUUUUGGGACAGCACUUAAUUAUGUUGUUUUACGUAUCCUAGGUCUUGGACCAGACCAUCCAGUUACUAUGAAAGCAAGAAUAAGGUUGAAUGAGCUUGGGGGUGCUAUUGGAUGUCCUCAAUGGGGAAAGUUUUGGCUAGCAGUUUUAAAUUGUUAUGGUUGGGAAGGUAUAAAUCCUAUUUUACCCGAGUUUUGGAUGUUACCUGAAUGGCUUCCUAUACAUCCAUCACGUUGGUGGGUCCAUACAAGAGCUGUAUAUCUUCCAAUGGGAUAUAUUUAUGGAGAGAAAUUUACAGCGCCUGUUGAUCCUUUGAUAGAAUCUUUGAGAGAAGAAUUAUAUACUCAGCCUUAUUCUUCAAUUAAUUUCUCAAAACAUAGAAACACAACAUCACCAGUAGAUGUUUAUGUACCUCAUACUAGAUUUCUUCGUGUUAUUAAUUCUAUUUUAACAUUUUAUCAUACAAUUUUUCGGUUUUCAUGGAUAAAAGAUAUGGCAUCAAAAUAUGCUUACAAAUUGAUUGAAUAUGAAAAUAAGAAUACUGAUUUCUUAUGUAUUGGUCCAGUUAAUUUUAGUAUUCAUAUUUUAGCAGUUUAUUGGAAAGAAGGUCCUGAUAGUUAUGCAUUUAAAUCUCAUAAAGAAAGGAUGGCCGACUUUUUAUGGAUAUCUAAAAAAGGAAUGAUGAUGAAUGGCACUAAUGGUGUUCAGCUUUGGGAUACUUCUUUUGCUGUACAAGCUCUUGUAGAAUCUGGAUUAGCAGAAGAUCCUGAGUUUAAAGAUCAUAUGAUUAAGGCAUUGGACUUUCUUGAUAAGUGUCAAAUACAAAAAAAUUGUGAUGAUCAGCAAAAAUGUUAUAGACAUCGAAGAAAGGGUGCAUGGCCAUUUAGUACACGACAACAGGGAUAUACUGUUUCAGAUUGUACUGCAGAGGCUUUAAAAGCUGUUUUACUUUUACAAAAUUUAAAAUCAUUUCCAAAGAGAGUGUCAUAUGACAGAUUAAAAGAUUCCGUUGAUGUAAUCUUAUCUUUACAGAAUAAAGAUGGCGGUUUUGCUUCUUAUGAAUUGAUACGAGGACCAUCAUGGUUAGAAUUUAUUAAUCCAGCUGAAGUUUUUGGAGAUAUCAUGAUAGAACAUUCUUAUCCAGAGUGUACAACCGCUGCUGUCACUGCUUUAUGUUAUUUUAGAUCAUUGUGUUCUCAUUACCGUGGACCAGAAAUUAAUAAAAGUGUUAAAAAUGCCAUCCAAUUUAUUAAAGAAAGUCAACGUCCUGAUGGGAGUUGGUAUGGAAGUUGGGCAAUCUGCUUUACUUAUGCUACUAUGUUUGCUUUAGAAAGUCUAUCAUGUGUUAAAGAUUUUUAUGAAAAUAGUUUCCAUUCUAGAAGAGCAUGUGACUUUUUAGUUAAUAAACAAGAAGAAGAUGGAGGAUGGUCCGAAGGCUAUCAAUCAUGUACAGAUGGCAUAUGGACUAGACAUCCAACUGGUAGUCAAGUAGUACAAACUGCAUGGGCAUGCAUUGGACUUAUGUAUGCAAAUUAUCCUGAUGAAACACCUAUCAAACGUGGAAUUAAUUUAAUCAUGUCGAGACAACAGCCUAAUGGUGAAUGGAAACAAGAAGCAAUUGAAGGUGUUUUUAAUAAAAAUUGGUAUGUUCCAUUCUAUGAUUAG